Messenger RNA from Juglans microcarpa x Juglans regia, 1152 nucleotides. RefSeq names its product tropinone reductase homolog At5g06060. Gene Ontology annotation, molecular function: oxidoreductase activity. The coding region runs from base 81 to 899 and encodes 272 amino acids. NCBI's taxonomy places the organism in Eukaryota, Viridiplantae, Streptophyta, Magnoliopsida, Fagales, Juglandaceae. The transcript has 5 exons. The record is from RefSeq and is a predicted model, not a curated record.
AUUUCUCUUUCUGUGGAUGCUCAUAUAAAGAAACCAAUGUUCUAAAGGCGGCUAAAGUGCCAAAGCACUAUCGAGCAUCAAUGGCGGAGACAGGGUCCGGUGUUAAAGGCUCAGCGAGAUGGUCACUCAAGGGAAAGACCGCUCUGGUCACCGGCGGCACCCGUGGCAUAGGGCAUGCGGUGGUGGAGGAACUAGCUGGUUUUGGUGCGUCCGUAUAUACUUGUUCCAGGAACGAAGUGGAGCUCGGUAAGUGCUUAAAGGAAUGGGAGGGUAAGGGUUUCGUGGUCUCUGGCUCGGUGUGCGACGCGUCGUCACGUGCCCACAGAGAGAGGCUCCUGGAGCAAGUCGCUUCUGUUUUCAAUGGCAAGCUCAACAUACUUAUAAACAAUGUUGGGACAAACAUCAGGAAGCCAACCAUUGAGUACACAGCUGAAGAAUAUUCUACACUCAUGACUACCAACUUUGAAUCUGCAUACCACCUGUGUCAACUUGCACAUCCUCUUCUAAAAGCAUCCGGAAUGGGAAGCAUUGUGUUCAUUUCAUCUGUUGCAGGUCUGGUCAGUAUUGGUAGCGGAUCCAUCUAUGCAGCGAGUAAAGCGGCAAUUAACCAGCUUACAAAAAAUCUGGCUUGUGAAUGGGCAAAAGACAAUAUCAGGACCAAUUGUGUUGCACCCUGGUAUACCAGAACCUCACUGGUGGAACACUUGCUUGAAAACAAAAAGUUUUUGGAAGAGAUUGUCUCAAAAACUCCUCUUCAGCGUGUUGCGGAAGCAGAGGAACUCUCAUCCUUGGUGGCAUUCCUUUGCCUACCAGCUGCUUCUUACAUCACCGGACAAACCAUCUCUGUUGAUGGAGGAAUGACCGCAAAUGGUUUUCAAGCCAGCAUGCGACUUGACUGAGGAAAUUUGCCUUUUUUCCCUGCCAAAACUUCUUGAAUUGCUUGUCAUACGUAAAGUAUGUUCAAUGCAGUUAUAGACUCUAGUUGCAUCUGAUGUGUUAUUUGUUGUGGGUUACUUCAACGAUCAUGGCCAUUAGUGGUUGUUUGGCAUAUUUUUAUUUCAUUGAUGUCUUGCACACAAGUACUUAAUGGUUGGUUUCUGAGUUGCAAUGAUUCUUAUAGCUCAAUAUAUGUUGCAUACCACCAUUAUUUGC